This is a messenger RNA of Seminavis robusta, 726 nucleotides long. The record is from the annotation of a GenBank genome assembly. Lineage: Eukaryota; Bacillariophyta; Bacillariophyceae; Naviculales; Naviculaceae.
AUGCCGUUGGUUGCAGCAGCUGCGGCCACGGCAGCCUUGGAGGUUGAUACCAAUACGUACAUGGAUGAUUUGAAAAACAGCAACAAGCUGCAUAGUAUUCCGGAUUUUAAUACAGUUAACAAGCUAUUUAGUUCAAAUGAAAGCGCAGCUAAAUUCCUUCUUGCAGAAGGUGUGAUAUCACCUCCAACAGUUUGCCCCAAGUGUGCAAAUCCGGUGAAGCCGGACCUAAAGAAAGGCAAAGUGAGAUGCCGAAACAGGAACUGCCGACACGACGGAGAGUGGCAACAAUCUAUCUACAAAGGCACCUUCUUUGAAGGUUUCCAUAGCAGCAAGGGAGCCUUGAUGCUCUUCUGCUAUCAUUGGCUUUGUGGCGCCACAGACAAACAACUAGCAAUUUACACUGGUUGGGGAAAACAAAAAAUUCAACUCUGGAGCACUUACUUACAUCAAGUCUGUUGCGCCGUCGUUUUAGAUGAGCAGGGGCAAAUUGGAGGAGAUGGUGUGGUGGUUGAGAUUGAUGAAUCCAAAUUUGGCAAGAGGAAGUACCAUCGAGGGCACAGAGUGGAGGGUGUUUGGGUGUUUGGAGGAGUGGAACUUACACCAGAGAUGAAAGUUUUUGCUGUUGCUGUUCCCAUGAGGGAUUCGGAAACUUUGCUGCCAUUAAUUGUCAAGUUCAUUGCCCCCGGCUCCAUUAUUCGCAGUGACUGCUGGCCCUGUGGUUUUUGA